UUGGUCGUGGGACUGUCCCAAGUGAGAGUGCUCAAGGCUGACACCUCUUCAGUAUCUUUUUUAAAACAUUUAUAACUAAAUGCAUGGAAACAACCGGAUGUUUUAAUAGCGGAUUUUUUAUUUACAAUGUUUUUAUUUUGUAAGUAGUCGUGUUUUAGAGGAAGUUUUAGAUUUCAUAACGAGGUUGAAUUUCGGAUGAUAGUCGCUUGAGUUCGGGGGUUCCAAGAUGAACUUCAAUCUGACGUUCAUCAAAAGUUCGGUGGUGGUGUUCCUGCUGUGCUCUUGGCUGGUGUGCUGUGGGGCAGAGCUGAAUGGCGUGGUGGCGACCCAGUGGUCCGGCGACGACAGGAACCGGACGCUGCAACACAAAAACUGCGUGGAGAACCAGCAGUACCUCCACCAGGGCCUCUGCUGUCUCAACUGCCAGGCUGGUACAUUCAUGCUGAGGGCGUGCGACCGGGACAUGGAACAAGGGACGUGCAUGCCCUGCGAACAUGGCUUGUCCUACACAGAACACUCCAACGGGAUGAACCGCUGCCUGCCCUGCACCCACUGCCGCAUGGACCAGAGCCAGACAGUGCCCUGUACCAGUACAACAGACACCCAGUGCCAGUGUCAAGUGGGCACCUUCUGUGUGCCAGAGCAGGCCUGUGAGGUCUGCAAGAGAUGUGCCAAGUGUAAAGCGGGGGAGGAGGAGGUGAAGAAAUGCACCCCCAUCUCCAACACUGCGUGUAGGAAACGAGACAUCUCCACUACCCUCCACCCGAUUUCCAUCCCCACCCCCGCCCCCAUCUCUGCAGAGACCAUAGUUACGCCAUUGGUCAUUCUGCUCUUGCUCUUCCUCCUCUUCAUCGGGAUUGGUGUGUGGCUUUGGAUCAAGAGGCCAUGUACAUUUCGGCCAGUUUGUCUCUCAGGUUCAGACAGUCGCUGUGACUCCAGUGACAUUGUGAAGAUUGCCAUUGGUGAGAGUGGACCCACAGCAGAGGAGAGACAGAACAGCCAGAAUGCUGGCCUGGAGGGGGAGGAGGGGGAGGAGGUCCGUCCCGAGUCACGUCCCCUGCUGCAGGAGACCCAGGGCGGCCUGAUUAAGGCCUCCCCUCCCCUGGGAUUGGGGGAGGACGAGGACCGGGGCCUGGGUGACAGCCUACCCAACACCACCAGCUCCUCCCAGACCAGCCUGUCGGCCCUGCCCACCGCCGGGGCAGCCUCGUCGGGCAGCUCCCCCCGACACAGCCCCUCCGCCCAGAGACUGCAGCCCACAGCCAGGGAUGAUCCUCUGCAGAAGAGACUUGUGUCCCUGAUAGGGGAUGAGACGUCCCUGAAGAAGAGCUUUGACCUCUUCGAUGAGUGCCUGGACGUGCGGAUCCACAACAAGUUUUUUCGCUACAUCGGCGUCCAUGACAACCACAUCAAGAUGGCGGAGAGUGCCCCCCCUGGCGACAAGGUGUAUGACCUGCUGAAGAACUGGAUGCAGAAGGAGGGCCUGAAAGCGGACAUCAACUCCCUGCUCCAGGCCCUUCUCAGUCUGGACCAGAGGCGCUCUGCUGAGAGCAUUGCCUUCGCUGCCAUCCAGAAGGGCUACUACAAACAUGCAGACAUGCCCUGACACCCCCAGCCCACUGGGGGGCGCUGCCUCAGAGACAUGUGUGGAUUGAGAUGAAAUAAAAAAACAUUGAUGAAAGACAACGUCAACUCUUAUCGGCCUAAUUGGCCUGAUGUAUUCUGCCUAUAUGCCUGUGCCUCUAAAACAACACCAAUUGGAGAUACCAAUUGGAGUUGGAGAUAAACAAUGUUGUCUUUUGAAUAUCUGCCAAUAUGGUCUGGUGUAUUUGGCCUAAAGGCCCGUGCUUUCUAAAACAAAAUAUAAAAAACAAAAUAUAAAAAACAAAAUGGAGGAUUUGGGGAUAAACCUUGUUUUCCUUUGAAGAUAGCAUUAUCGGCCUGGUGUGUCCGGUCUUCAUGGUGUUCUAAAACAAAAACAUAAAAUGGUAGAAGAGUUCGAUGUUGUUGAUGGAUGUUGAUGUUUUCCAGUGGGUGGGUCUGGAGCUCAGCUUUGACCUCCAUGAUUUUACGCCCCACCCCUUCUCUCUGAGCGACUGACAUGGCUUAUAGGCCAAUACCGAACCCUGGGACAGGGACAUACACUGGUUUGUAGGAGUGGCAUUAGCUUGCGCGUUCCUAUGCCCAGGCGUUGCUGACGCCUGCCAGAUAUUACAAUGCCUGGAUAGGUAUUUUAAGUAUCAGCAAAUCACAACAUAUGUCAUACCAAUCUGUCAGUCGAUGACACAGUUGAUGGCGUGGCACGCAACCAUUGGUUGGUGCAUGUAACGUCUGAGCAAGGGAACGCAACCACUAUGUCACUGAUACUGCGUCUACUUGAUGCACUUGCCUCUGGCACGUGUAGUGUUUAGAGAUGCAGGUAACAAAUGCCCAUAUUAGGCAGAAGGUUAUAUGUUUGAAGUACAGGUAGAGAUAGGCCAUUUAAGCAUAAUGCUGUUAAAAAUUAAAAUACAGACCAUAUUGUACUAUGUUAGUUUAAAAUGCAAGUUGGUAUGAGUCAUGACCAUAUUAGAAGUAUUUUAGCCAAAGUUAGAUAUGGUCCAUUUUAAUAUUUACAUAUUUGUGUAUACGGUAGUCCAUUACUGUUACUGUUUUGUUUUUUGUUGGAAGGAGUUUCCGUAACUAUUUCUUUUGUUCGUCCAAUGUUUCUCAAACAUUUCCCACAAACACUCAGAGCCCUCAAGGUUUCAUAGCUGUUUUAUUUAUUGACAUAUUUAUGUUAAACGGAUGAUAAUUUACGUUUCAUUAUUUAUUCAGUUACCAACACAGCAACCCUGGAAAACUAAAUAGGGCAGUAAUGUGUUUCUACGUUAUCAAGACUACAUUUAUCUAGAGGGCAACGUGACUGAGAUCAAAUAGGGCAGUAAUGUGUUGCUACGUUAUCAAGACUACAUUUAUCUAGAGGGCAACGUGACUGAGAUCAAAUAGGGCAGUAAUGUGUUGCUACGUUAUCAAGACUACAUUUAUCUAGAGGGCAACGUGACUGAGAUCAAAUAGACAGACGGGAGUGGCUGACCUGCAUUUGGGGUUCAUCCUGUCCUGCUCGAUGGCGCCCCACUGAUCAAAGACUAUGUUCAGUCAGUGCACAUACUGUCAAAGAAGUUCAUAGUUACAGUAUAUAUGCCAUUUCUGCACAUAGAGUUUCUUAUUCAGUCAAGGUGGUCAUCAUAAGGUCACUUUUGUGUUGGGGCUUUUGUAAUUAUGCUUAACUCAACAUUUGUGGACUAUUGAAAAAACGUUUUUCUCUCUGCCUGAUUCACACUGUACAUUUCACAUUGUCCAGUAUAGCUCUGCUCGGGUUUGGCUCAGUAGUGUGAAAGGGGUAAUAAUGUAUAGAUAAAAAGUUGGACUCCUUUAUACAUGUCAACAAAGACAUGAAUAUACAGGUACGCAAAGCACGUUGUUUCUCAUUGUUUGGCUCUGUCAAGAAGAUGAAGGAAAGCUUUUCUGGAUAUUUCAGUCCAAGUUCUUUUUUAUUUUUUUGUAAAGUCCAAGUUAAUUUCCUGUAGCAUCCUUUGUACAUACAUUACCAAGAGUGGUUUUAUGUGCUUCACAUUAUAUAUAUAUAUAUAUAUAUAGAGAGAGAGAGAGUUUUAUUAACAAAAAAGAAAAGCCUUAAAGCUGAAGGAAUACUAGUAUAUGAUUACUAAGUAUGAGCACAUUAAACUUGAUUCAGCCCCCUUUACCCUCUAGUCUAGUGGCUACACUUAUGUAAAAGAGCGAAUAAUUCUUCUUCUUUUUUUUUUAAAGCUGACAGAUUUGAAGCUACAGUGCUGGCACUGCCAUCUAUUGACAGACAAUGAAAAAAACAGCCUGCAUCAAUUUCUAUGGACCUUUAUUUUUUUCUAAUUCUUCUUAAUGCUUUUCUACCAACAUUUUUUAACACACCUCUUCCAUUAUAAUAUUACCUUUGAGACGGCUUUUGGCUCUUUUUUUCAUUAACUUUUAUAGGAGUUAGGAUUAUACAUUGGCGUUCAUAUCAUGUUUGCGCUGUGCGGUCUCACACCUCACUUCUGUUUAUUUAGUUGCAUAGCUCCAAAACUUUUUUCUUAUUUAAUCAUUUUCUCCCUUCGACAAUUGUUUGCUAGUGUCUGGAUUUCAGAUAAGAAUGUGUCAAAGCCAUUGUGUUUGUUUAAUGUCCGUUUGAAAUAAACAUUUUGUACAAAUA
Oncorhynchus nerka (sockeye salmon) is the source of this 4228-nucleotide messenger RNA. Its product is annotated as tumor necrosis factor receptor superfamily member 10A-like. The transcript has 10 exons. The record is from RefSeq and is a predicted model, not a curated record. Lineage: Eukaryota; Metazoa; Chordata; Actinopteri; Salmoniformes; Salmonidae. Gene Ontology annotation, biological process: positive regulation of apoptotic process; TRAIL-activated apoptotic signaling pathway. Gene Ontology annotation, molecular function: TRAIL binding. The coding region runs from base 227 to 1606 and encodes 459 amino acids. Gene Ontology annotation, cellular component: cell surface; plasma membrane.